Molecule: messenger RNA, 399 nt
Organism: Oxyura jamaicensis (ruddy duck)
Lineage: Eukaryota; Metazoa; Chordata; Aves; Anseriformes; Anatidae
Product: ribonuclease H-like
Exons: 1
Coding region: 1-399 (132 amino acids)
Molecular function (GO): RNA-DNA hybrid ribonuclease activity; nucleic acid binding
Source: RefSeq, a predicted model, not a curated record
AUGGGGAGAACUGGUUUUACGGAUGGAAGCAGCUAUGUUCUGGGUGGUAAGAGGCAUGCAGGAUAUGCCAUCACCACCAGCCAAGAACUAAUGGAGUCAAAGCCUCUGCCCAUGAAUACCUCUGCACAGAAGGCGGAAAUAAUUGCUCUGACUCGUGCCUUGGAAUUGGCCCAAGGCAAAACUGUGAACAUCUAUACAGACUCCAAGUAUACCUUCAGGGUCGUAGAUGCACAUGGAGCAAUCUGGAAGGAAAGAGGAUUAUUAAACUCUCAGGGCAAAAACAUAAAGUAUACAGAAGAGGUCCUGAAACUGUUAGAGGCAGUCCAACUCACUGAGAAAGUGGUGAUUAUGCACAUUAAGGCACACCAGAGAGUGAGAUCAGAAUUGGAAAGGAAAUGA